AUGUCAUCGUCUAAUAAUCUUCGAGAAAAUUUAAAUAAUUAUUUAUCAAGAAAUGAAAAAAAUUCUAUAGCAUCUGAUUUAAAAAGUAAAAUUUUCAAUUUAAAAUCUUCUAUAUUACCUGGAAAUGUUUACAGUUCAGUACCUCUUGAUGAAAAUAGUCAUGGUAAUGAAUGGAGUGAAUUGUCAGUUAAUGAUUGCUGCCCUAAACUAUCUAGAAUUCAAAGGCAGUUUAUUCCUAAUUUUAAGUUUUUCUUUUUUAUGGGGACCAUUCAACCAUGCAAAACACCUGUUUAG
Molecule: messenger RNA, 294 nt
Organism: Pediculus humanus corporis (human body louse)
Lineage: Eukaryota; Metazoa; Arthropoda; Insecta; Psocodea; Pediculidae
Exons: 2
Coding region: 1-294 (97 amino acids)
Source: RefSeq, a predicted model, not a curated record